AUGACGUCCUUCACCUCAAACAUCCCUCUACUCUGCAGCGUCUGUCCCAAGCAGCCCAAGUUUUCCGACGUUUCCCACCUGCUCACCCACAUUGCGAGCAAGGGCCACCUAGCCCACUACUACAAGCUGCAGAUCAGGGCCGCCAGCGAGACCGAUGCACGCCAGCAGAUUGACUCGUACAAUACCUGGUACACCGAAUGGGGCAUUGAGCACCUCAUGUCGGACCGGAUGAAUCUGAAGGACAAGCGCCGGACGCGCACGAGAGCUGCCAACGCUCGGGCGCGGCAGAUUCCAAACCCACUCCAGGACUCCCUCCGCCGCAGGGCCACGAACACCCACGCUCUCGAUCCUCGUCUUGCAGAUCAGCUUGUGAAGGACGAGCCCAGUCCCUCGCAGUCUCCCAAGUUCCCCGAUCGCCAUCAUCUUCCGCCCGCAUUCGUGCCGAAGCAGAACGCCUGGCCCAGCCCGUUCAGCCAUUCCACAGUGUCGUCCAGUAUGAUCGAAGGCUCGGACAUCUUCACCGAGAAGUCGGACCCUUGCUCCCGCCCCGCCACGCCGCCGAUGACAGCCCCAUCCACAGCCCCCAGCUUCAGUGCCGACAGGGAUGACGACGAGGUCGUCGACACCACCGUUGUCAGUGAAGCUUCGAGGCUCAAGGGCAUCUACUGGCCAGGAAUGGACAUCUUCGACUCUGCCACUCCGGAGAUGAAGCGUAAGAGGAACCAGAAGAAGGACGUCUCUGUCGUCGAGCAACUCGAGUACAACAGUCGCGAGGUUGAAGCGACGGAGCAUAUCUGGACGCCCUGCGGCACCCUGCGCAAGGAGAGACCCAUCUCCGGCUCGGUGACUGACAGUUCUCCGGCGAAGUUCGACGCCUCUCCUACCAUUGACUAUCAACUUCGUCCGCCCCUGUUGGAGCUAGUACCGAAUCUCCGUGACUCCUCCCGCCAGCAGUCCCGCACCGGCGCGCGCAAUCGUCGCAGAUCUCCGAGGAAGCGCAACGACAAUGACCUGAUCUUGGAAGACGAGCUCGACUUGCAACGCGCCUUGGGUCAAGGCCAAGUCUCUGACGAGCGGCCCGCCGAGCCCUCUCGCAAGCGGCGCAGGCCUGGUUUCGAUGUCUUCAGGCAGGAGGAUGACGAGCCUUUUGGCCGCUCGACCAGCAUGACCAUGCUGACCUCUGAGUUCAACCAUCCAUCCCAGCAGGAACAAUCACGCUCCCCCAACCAACCUCAGCAGCAGCGGCAUGAUAGGGUUCAACAGCAGAUGGACCGAGUCACCCAACACGUGGGUCAAUCUCAGCACCAACUGGGACAGUCUCUGCUGCAGCAAGACUACUUCCACGGCUUGGAUUUCAAUCCCUUCGGUCACGGCAUGGAAUCGAUGCAUUCUACUUACGACAACAUGCCCGCGCCCAUGGCCUUCCACCAGACACCCACCUACUUCGAGAAUGGGGUCACUCUCAUGGGUCAUCCUUUCCAGACUUUCCAACAGCAGACGGACAUGAAUGGACUUCUUGGACCUGGCUUUCCGAGCACUAAUUUCUGGGUCAACAACAACGCAUUUCUGACCCCAGGCGCGUUCGGACUGGAGGACACGGGCCCCAAAGCUCAGCCCAAGAUGGAAGAUGAACGUGCGUUCUCUGCACCGACGACACCCAACAAUUGA
Messenger RNA from Lasiodiplodia theobromae, 1668 nucleotides. RefSeq names its product Type-2 protein geranylgeranyltransferase subunit beta protein. The coding region runs from base 1 to 1668 and encodes 555 amino acids. The record is from RefSeq and is a predicted model, not a curated record. Lineage: Eukaryota; Fungi; Ascomycota; Dothideomycetes; Botryosphaeriales; Botryosphaeriaceae. The transcript is spliced from 2 exons.